This is a messenger RNA of Molossus molossus (Pallas's mastiff bat), 9318 nucleotides long. It is a transcript of the gene CHD2, whose product is annotated as chromodomain helicase DNA binding protein 2. Bases 640 to 6117 code for a protein of 1825 amino acids. Gene Ontology annotation, biological process: regulation of transcription by RNA polymerase II; nucleosome organization. The transcript has 39 exons. NCBI's taxonomy places the organism in Eukaryota, Metazoa, Chordata, Mammalia, Chiroptera, Molossidae. Gene Ontology annotation, molecular function: histone binding; chromatin binding; ATP hydrolysis activity. Gene Ontology annotation, cellular component: chromatin; nucleus. The record is from RefSeq and is a predicted model, not a curated record.
GGGUGGGUCUAUGGUACAUCACCUGAGUUGUGGGGUAAAUGUAGAGAGUGUCAAUCAAAGGCAGAGCUCUCAGAGCUGGGAAGGAGGCUCUAGAUGGCGGCUGUGCCUUAGAGAGAGCGCGCUCUGCUCCCUGCCUUCGCCUCACUUUACGCAACUUUCCCUAACUUUCGGGCCGCCUCAGGGGGCCCCCGCAGCCCCCUGCCUCUCCUAGUGACUUACUGGGGUCGAUUCGAACCCUUUUUAGGGAGAAAAGCAGCUUUUAGGAGCUUUCUUUUCGUGCCUUGUUGGAAAGAAGCAGCCGUACUGAGAGCCCAGGUCGUUGUUUUUUCCAGCUUAGAAGCCAUGGCGCACCUCCAUUUUUGUGCGCUCUCCUAAUGAGGUUUUUUCUUCCGUACCCCUUUUAGUAUUAAUUGUUGCUUUCUCUUUUUUGACCAGUUAACAUAUUUGAGGAUUGUUUUAUUUAUUUUUCGCCUUUUAACGAAGAAUUUUGUUUUUAUUUUUAAUUAUUUGGGCUCUGAUAUUUUUCUACUAGAUAGGACUCUUGCUUUGGACCUACUACAUGGAUCAGUAAAUACCUGGGCACAGGACUUCAAAGCAAACACAGAUUCCCCCUCCCCCUUAAUAUUUAAGAAUUAAAAGAUGAUGAGAAAUAAGGACAAAAGCCAAGAGGAGGACAGUUCGCCACACAGCAAUGCAUCGAGUCACUCAGCAUCUGAAGAAGCUUCAGGUUCAGACUCAGGCAGCCAGUCGGAGAGCGAGCCGGGCAGUGAUCCGGGGAGUGGACAUGGCAGCGAGUCCAGCACUUCCGAAUCUUCAGAGAGUCCGUCGGAAUCCGAGAGCGAAUCGGCAGGUUCCAAAUCCCAGCCAGUCCUUCCGGAGGCCAAGGAGAAGCCAGCCUCUAAGAAGGAGCGGAUAGCUGAUGUGAAGAAGAUGUGGGAAGAAUAUCCUGAUGUUUAUGGGGUUAGGCGGUCAAACCGAAGCAGACAAGAACCAUCACGAUUUAAUAUUAAGGAGGAGGCAAGUAGCGGGUCUGAGAGUGGGAGCCCAAAAAGAAGAGGCCAGAGGCAGCUGAAAAAACAAGAAAAAUGGAAACGAGAGCCCUCAGAAGAUGAACAGGAACAAGGCACCGGUGCAGAGAGUGAACCAGAGCAAAAAAAAGUGAAAGCCAAGAGGCCUGUCCCCAGAAGAACAGUGCCCAAAUCCCGUGUUAAAAAGCAACCUAAAGCUCAGCGUGGAAAGAAAAAAAAGCAGGAGUCUUCUGAUGAUGAUGAUGAGGACGACGAAGCUCCCAAAAGGCAGACUCGUCGCAGAGCGGCUAAAAAUGUCAGUUACAAAGAAGAUGAUGACUUUGAGACUGACUCAGACGAUCUCAUUGAAAUGACUGGCGAAGGAAUUGAUGACCAGCAGGAUAAUAGUGAAACCAUUGAAAAGGUCUUAGAUUCAAGGCUGGGGAAGAAAGGAGCCACUGGAGCGUCUACUACUGUGUAUGCGAUUGAAGCUAAUGGAGACCCAAGUGGCGACUUUGACCCGGAAAGGGAGGAAGGCGAAGUCCAGUAUCUCAUCAAGUGGAAGGGUUGGUCUUAUAUCCAUAGCACGUGGGAGAGUGAAGAGUCCUUACAGCAACAGAAAGUGAAGGGCCUAAAAAAACUCGAGAACUUCAAGAAGAAAGAGGAUGAAAUCAAGCAAUGGUUGGGGAAAGUUUCUCCUGAAGAUGUGGAAUAUUUUAACUGCCAACAAGAGCUGGCCUCAGAGCUGAACAAACAGUAUCAGAUAGUAGAAAGAGUAAUAGCUAUGAAGACAAGCAAAUCUACACUGGGUCAGACAGAUUUUCCAGCUCACAGUCGGAAGCCAGCACCUUCCAAUGAACCCGAGUAUCUCUGCAAGUGGAUGGGACUGCCCUACUCAGAGUGCAGCUGGGAAGACGAAGCCUUGAUUGGAAAGAAAUUCCAGGGCUGCAUCGACAGCUUCCACAGUCGGAACAACUCAAAAACCAUCCCGACCAGAGAGUGCAAGGCCCUGAAGCAGAGACCACGGUUUGUGGCUUUAAAGAAACAGCCGGCAUACUUAGGAGGGGAGAAUCUGGAGCUCCGUGACUAUCAGCUAGAAGGUCUCAACUGGCUUGCUCAUUCCUGGUGCAAAAGUAACAGUGUGAUCCUUGCUGAUGAAAUGGGCCUAGGAAAGACCAUCCAGACCAUAUCAUUCCUCUCCUACCUGUUCCACCAACACCAGCUGUAUGGCCCCUUUCUUAUAGUCGUCCCUUUAUCCACCCUCACCUCAUGGCAGAGGGAGUUUGAAAUCUGGGCACCAGAGAUUAACGUAGUGGUUUACAUAGGUGACCUGAUGAGCAGAAAUACGAUACGGGAAUAUGAAUGGAUUCAUUCCCAGACCAAAAGGCUCAAGUUCAAUGCACUUAUAACUACAUACGAGAUCCUCUUGAAAGAUAAGACUGUGCUGGGCAGUAUUAACUGGGCCUUUCUGGGAGUGGAUGAAGCCCAUCGGUUGAAGAAUGAUGACUCUUUAUUGUAUAAAACUCUGAUUGAUUUCAAGUCCAACCAUAGGCUCCUGAUUACGGGGACCCCUCUUCAGAAUUCCCUCAAAGAGCUCUGGUCCUUGCUGCACUUUAUUAUGCCGGAGAAGUUUGAGUUCUGGGAAGAUUUUGAAGAAGACCAUGGGAAAGGGAGAGAGAACGGCUACCAGAGUCUCCAUAAGGUGCUAGAGCCUUUCCUACUCCGGAGAGUCAAAAAAGACGUGGAGAAAUCCCUUCCUGCCAAAGUGGAACAGAUUCUCAGGGUGGAGAUGUCGGCCCUUCAGAAACAGUAUUACAAAUGGAUCCUGACUAGGAAUUACAAGGCUCUUGCCAAAGGAACGAGAGGCAGCACAUCUGGCUUUCUGAAUAUUGUGAUGGAACUGAAAAAGUGCUGCAACCACUGCUACCUGAUUAAACCCCCUGAAGAAAACGAAAGGGAGAAUGGACAGGAGGUUCUUCUGUCCCUGAUCAGGAGCAGCGGGAAGUUGAUCCUGUUGGAUAAACUGUUGACAAGACUUCGAGAAAGGGGCAACAGAGUCCUCAUCUUCUCCCAAAUGGUGAGGAUGUUGGAUAUCCUGGCCGAGUACCUGACCAUUAAGCACUACCCUUUCCAGCGUUUGGAUGGUUCCAUCAAGGGAGAAAUCCGAAAACAGGCACUGGACCACUUCAAUGCAGAUGGUUCUGAGGACUUCUGUUUCCUGCUCUCGACAAGGGCUGGUGGCCUGGGAAUCAAUUUGGCUUCAGCGGACACAGUCGUCAUCUUUGACUCUGACUGGAACCCCCAGAACGACUUGCAGGCACAAGCCCGAGCCCAUAGAAUUGGUCAGAAGAAGCAGGUAAAUAUUUACCGCUUGGUUACAAAGGGGACCGUGGAGGAAGAGAUCAUAGAACGGGCCAAAAAGAAGAUGGUAUUGGACCAUCUGGUGAUUCAGCGCAUGGACACCACUGGCCGGACAGUCCUGGAAAACAACUCGGGGAGGUCCAAUUCAAAUCCUUUUAAUAAAGAGGAGCUGACAGCUAUUUUGAAAUUUGGAGCAGAGGAUCUUUUCAAAGAACUUGAAGGGGAGGAGUCAGAGCCUCAGGAAAUGGAUAUAGACGAGAUUUUGCGCUUGGCCGAAACCAGAGAGAACGAAGUGUCAACAAGUGCGACAGAUGAGCUGCUGUCCCAAUUUAAGGUUGCCAAUUUCGCCACAAUGGAAGACGAGGAAGAGCUGGAAGAACGUCCGCACAGGGACUGGGACGAGAUCAUUCCUGAGGACCAAAGGAAGAGAGUAGAGGAGGAGGAGCGGCAGAAGGAGCUGGAGGAAAUUUACAUGUUGCCUCGAAUUCGGAGUUCCACUAAAAAGGCUCAGACAAAUGACAGUGACUCUGACACUGAGUCCAAGAGGCAGGCCCAGAGGUCCUCUGCCUCUGAGAGCGAGACGGAUGACUCCGAUGAUGACAAGAAGCCGAAGCGCAGAGGGCGGCCCCGGAGCGUGCGGAAGGACCUCGUAGAGGGAUUUACGGACGCAGAGAUCCGCAGGUUCAUCAAGGCAUAUAAGAAGUUUGGUCUCCCUCUUGAACGGCUGGAAUGCAUAGCACGCGAUGCUGAGCUGGUGGAUAAGUCUGUGGCAGACCUGAAGCGCCUGGGUGAAUUGAUUCACAACAGCUGUGUGUCAGCAAUGCAGGAAUAUGAAGAACAGCUCAAAGAAAAUGCCAGCGAGGGGAAAGGACCAGGAAAAAAGAGAGGCCCAACAAUCAAGAUAUCUGGUGUUCAGGUGAAUGUGAAAUCCAUCAUCCAACAUGAGGAAGAGUUUGAGAUGCUGCAUAAAUCCAUCCCCGUGGACCCUGAAGAAAAAAAAAAAUACUGCUUAACCUGUCGUGUCAAAGCUGCACAUUUUGAUGUUGAGUGGGGAGUGGAAGAUGAUUCUCGCCUCUUGCUGGGAAUUUAUGAACACGGCUAUGGAAACUGGGAGCUAAUUAAAACGGAUCCAGAGCUAAAGUUAACUGACAAAAUUCUGCCUGUGGAGACAGAUAAAAAGCCUCAGGGGAAGCAGCUGCAGACGCGAGCGGACUAUUUGCUGAAGCUGCUCAGGAAGAGUCUGGAGAAGAAGGGGGCCGUGUCGGGCGGCGAAGAGGCCAAGUUAAAGAAGCGGAAGCCUCGAGUAAAGAAGGAGAACAAAGCGCCCAGGCUGAAAGAUGAGCACGGGCUUGACUUCUCAUCGCCUAGACACUCGGAUAAUCCGUCAGAGGAGGGGGAAGUGAAGGACGAUGGCUUAGAAAAAAGUCCAAUGAAAAAGAAACAGAAGAAGAAAGAGAACAAGGAGAACAAGGAGAAACAAAUGAGCUCUAGGAAAGACAAAGAUGGGGACAAGGAAAGGAAGAAGUCGAAAGAUAAGAAAGAGAAGCCUAAAGGUGGUGAUGCCAAAUCUUCAAGUAAAUCAAAGCGAUCUCAGGGUCCUGUCCAUAUUACAGCAGGAAGUGAACCUGUCCCCAUUGGCGAGGAUGAGGAUGAUGAUCUGGACCAGGAGACAUUCAGCAUAUGUAAGGAGAGGAUGAGGCCCGUGAAGAAGGCUCUGAAACAGCUGGACAAGCCCGACAAGGGGCUCAGCGUGCAAGAGCAGCUGGAGCACACCCGCAACUGCCUGCUGAAGAUCGGAGACCGGAUAGCCGAGUGCCUUAAAGCUUACUCCGACCAGGAGCACGUCAAGCUGUGGAGGAGGAACCUAUGGAUUUUUGUUUCCAAGUUUACAGAAUUUGAUGCUCGAAAGUUACACAAGUUGUACAAGAUGGCUCAUAAGAAAAGAUCUCAAGAAGAGGAGGAGCAAAAGAAGAAAGAUGACGUGAUGGGUGGUAAGAAGCCCUUUCGACCGGAGGCCUCAGGCUCCAGCCGGGAUUCCCUGAUGUCUCAGGCCCACACCCCGCACAGCCUUCACCCUCAGAAGUCUCACUUGCCUGCCUCCCAUGGCCCACAGAUGCACGGACACCCAAGAGACAACUACAAUCACCCCAACAAGAGGCACUUUAGUAAUGCAGAUCGAGGAGACUGGCAGAGGGAGAGGAAGUUCAGCUACGGCGGCAGCAAUCCGCCCUGGGGCAGUGACAGGCACCACCAGUAUGAGCAGCACUGGUACAAGGACCACCACUACGGGGACCGGCGACACAUGGACAGCCACCGUUCCGGGAGCUACCGGCCCAACAAUCUGUCCAGAAAGAGGCCCUAUGACCCGUACAGCAGUGACCGAGACCACCGGGGACACCGAGAUUACUAUGACAGGCACCACCAUGACUCCAAGCGGAGGAGAUCUGAUGAAUUUAGGCCUCAGAAUUACCACCAGCAGGAUUUCCGACGAAUGUCUGAUCACCGCCCCCCUAUGGGCUACCAUGGCCAGGGACCCUCAGACCAUUACCGCUCUUUCCACACAGACAAAUUGGGGGAGUACAAACAGCCUCUGCCCCCGCUGCACCCUGCAGUGUCAGAUCCUCGCUCGCCCCCUUCUCAGAAAUCUCCUCAUGACUCCAAGUCACCCCUGGAUCAUAGGUCUCCUUUGGAGAGGUCACUAGAACAGAAAAACAACCCAGAUUAUAACUGGAAUAUUCGGAAAACAUAAAGGACAGCUUGGAAGAAAGGGGAGAGCAAGAGUCAUUAAGCACCUGGAUGUUUUCGGUCUGAUCCAACGGGAGCCAGUGAUCUAGGCCAGUAAGUGGAGUUUCUGGACAUGCUGCUGCCGGCAGCGUGGCGGGGGAGGGGCGCUUCUGGGAGUGGGGGCUUCCGUUCGGUCGCCGCGGUGUGGUCACCACUCCUGCGCUCUGGCACCACGCCGUUGCAGCCUGGUUCCGGCCUCCCACUCUGCUGGGUGCUAGGAGAAGAGGUGACUUUUGUGUCCCAGCUUCACGGGCUGUGCUUCCCCAGCGAAGAAGGAAGGUCGUAGUCGUGAAUGUUUCAUUGCCAGGGUCACUGCACCCAGGACUCGGUGGGUCGGGGGAGGAAUGUGUGCAUGCGGCUGCCGGGACCUGCUGGCAGUGCGUGACUUUGUUCACAGGACGUGACGAUGCUGCUGACGGGGAGUGGGCGUGGGGAUGAGCGGGUGGGGGCUUUAAGGGGGGAGCAGGUACACCCCUCAACUGUGUUCUUGGGAGAAGUGAUACCCUUGGGCGUCAUGUGACACCUGUGUUGCGGGGGGUGGGGGGAUAGAGAGGGGAACAACUCACAAUGGCCCCUUCCCUACAAACACUAAUUUUUCCCACACUGUCCACAUUUUGAAGGUGUGGUCCUUCCGAGUGGGCCUCCUGUGCCUGCUGUGCCAGGGAGACCUGGGUCCGAACGGCUGCCGUUUGUGUAGUGGGGGUCAGCAGAAUCAGCACGGGUCUGACUUGGUUGGGAGUGGCCAGAAACUGUGGUCCCUGGUGGAUUUCUGAAGCCCGACGAGAAGCAGAAAAGCCCAGAGCCUGGAGAGGCGGGCAGCAGAGCGGGCGCCAGUGGGGCACUCGGCAGGUGGGGGCAGGUUCCCCAGCUGGGAGCUCCGUGUUGCACUAGGUCAGCACGUGCCGGUUGCGCUUUAGGUCCCUUUGCACAGCUCCAGGAAAGUGGACGACACCGUCACCUCUGACUCCUGGGGGGACGGAUGAAAAGUAAGUUGUCACCCGUGGUGAGCAGGCUGCCCUGAUACUAGACCUGCAUCGUGUUCAGAAUGAGAGCAGCUGAAGCACAGACCCCAGGAGCUCCCCCACGAUAGGAGUGUCCGAGGACUAGCUGCCCUGACACUAGACCUGAAGCUGAAGCACAGACCCCAGGAGCUCCCCCACGAUAGGAGUGUCCGAGGACUAGCUGCCCUGACACUAGACCUGAAGCUGAAGCACAGACCCCAGGAGCUCCCCCACGAUAGGGGCGUCCGAGGACUAGCUGCCCUGACACUAGACCUGAAGCUGAAGCACAGACCCUAGGAGCUCCCCCACGAUAGGGGCGUCCGAGGACUAGCUGCAGACAGUGAGUCAGGACUGGGCAGCCAGGUGGUCGCAUCCACUGAGCAGGCUCCUUUCAUUUACUGCUCCUGGGGCCUGGUUUCAUUCACUUUAAGUAGAGCUUGCCAGUAUUGUUAGCGUACGUAUCCGAAGGCCUCUCUGGAUGGAGACAGCGUAACUGACUUGAACAUACAGUGUUCCUGUAGGUGUCCGGCUCAGAGCUGGUGAAAACCCUCCCACUGGGCGCACACGGCAUUAGCCUCCCUGAACUGACCUGUGGGGACUUCGUGAAAUCACUGUCACUCACUUGCCUGGUACCCUGGGCAGCACCAUCGAUGCCUUUGCUAACCCCAAGUGGCGUCCCCCAGGGAAGCAGGGCUCUGGUGGCCGAUGCUCCCUGCUGCAGAGCACCCCUGGGCUGGCCAGUGCGGGGUCCUAGAGGGGUCUGGGUCCUCAGCUCGUCCUGUGAGUCAGUGGGUCACCACCUCAUGUACCUCCUGCUACUUGGGGCUCUUCUCCCUAGGCUGCACCAUGAUGCCCUGAGGGAGCCCAAGGACUGCAUAGGAGGCCCGGCUGGUCAUCCACUGGGCCGUGCGGUGCCCGCCUGCUCCGCGGGAGAACGGAGAUCAGGUCUCUGCUUUGCCGCCACAGGCUCAGCUUCUUGCUGACGGCACUCACUGCCCGUGUGGGGCCGCCCAGGACAGAGGGAGGUGGGGUUGCCUGGCCAGGUCCUUGAGUGAUGGUGGCGGGCGGGCAGGGGGUGAGCCCCAUGUCUUCCCCCGGGGAAGUGGGGUUGGGUCGUGGCCUCCGGGAGGCACGGCUGCCUUUCCUGCAGAGGCCAGAGCAGUCAGCCCUGCGUUCAGUACUCGUCGGAGCUCGUGGUGGUUUAGGAGAUGUGCGGUACCCCCGAGUCUCAUCGUGAGGAGCGGGAACGUCUUGUUCACAUGCAGGCCUUGGAGUGCCAUACGACGUAGGAGAGGCAGCAUCAGCCGAUCAGUGUUAAAGUGAUUAUAAAAUUGCAGUAUCCCCGUAAAAGCAUCUGCUGUAGGUGUUGAAUGUUUGAAGGGUGCUUUGGGAGAAGGGAGGCAUUUCCUCAUUGACCUUAGUCAGUAUGAACACCCUAUGCUGAGAUUAAAAACCAAAAUUUGCACAGGUAGAAAUUCUCUCCCUUGGUGGGAGGAGCUGCCCCAGGAGUCUGAGGUUGGUCUCCGUGGAGCCAGCUGGGAAAGGUUUCCUAACGGGAGAAAUAGUGGGAGUGAGGAGGAGGGGAGUCAGCCUCACCCGAAACCCGAACAUCAACAAGGAUGAACAGUCUGCUGUCACCCUGGAAGAGGACACGUGGACCCCAGACUCACCAUGGCUGCUGGAUGGAAGCAGCCAGGCCCUCCAUGGGGCCCACCCGAUGGGCCCCGGCUCCCUCUCCCGUCAUUCCCUGAGCCCUUCAUGGGCGCCCAGAAUCCUCCUCACGCCGUGCUGCAGACCAGCCUGGUGUCUGACGCUGUGCCAGGACGUACGGCGCAGACGCACAGACACUGAUACCCACAGACCAAAAUCCACUCGGCAGCAGGACCGCUGGCCCGGGGCCCAGCCCCAGGGGUCCUCCGGCUUGUCGGGGCUGCCGCGUCCGGCCAGGAGAGCCAGGCCAAAGGUCCAGGCUGCUUUAGUCCAUCUGCGCCCCCUCGCUUGGGGGCAGAUGUUUUUUUCUUUAUUGUAAAAUUGUGGACUUUUAAAACCUGUUGACUAAACAGUAAUUAAUUUAUAUUUGUGAAAAAUGCCACUGUCCUAGUGAUUUCUGAUGUAAAUAAUGUUGUUUAUAUAGUAUGUAUUAAAUUUUCCUACAUUGUAAAACU